Messenger RNA from Fragaria vesca subsp. vesca, 2113 nucleotides. Its product is annotated as serine hydroxymethyltransferase 1-like. The record is from RefSeq and is a predicted model, not a curated record. The transcript is spliced from 4 exons. Gene Ontology annotation, cellular component: cytoplasm. Gene Ontology annotation, molecular function: pyridoxal phosphate binding; cobalt ion binding; serine binding. Lineage: Eukaryota; Viridiplantae; Streptophyta; Magnoliopsida; Rosales; Rosaceae. Gene Ontology annotation, biological process: tetrahydrofolate interconversion; folic acid metabolic process; L-serine catabolic process. Bases 208 to 1899 code for a protein of 563 amino acids.
AAUCUCUCUCUCGCUUCCAUUUCACUUCAUUCUCUUCAAUUUCUGUUGCAUGGAAACCAGCAAUUCCGGUCGAUCAUCAUCGCUCCGUUUCUUCCGUUGUAGCUGCCUCAGAAACUGUUGUCGCUGCUACUGUUGUUGCUUCUGUGCAUAAACAGGUUUUCAAUUUCACGUUUUCUAUUCUUCGAAACAUUCAUACUAUUUUAGUCCAUGGAUUUCUCCGGGACUCAGCCGGGUCUGUUUCUAGGGCUCAGCUCGCAUCAGAGCUCGGUGCCGACGAGUUGUAAUCAAUCCGUGCCGCUACAGCUCCUAAAGGAGGAGAAAUUUAGGGCUGAGAAUGAGGAGGAGGAGGAAGAAGAUGACGAGAGUGAGAGCUUUAAUCUCUUAGGGCACUCAAUUUGCCCCAAAAGGCCGAGGGACAUGUCGUCGCCGUUCAAUCCGCCGCCGUCCAAGUGUGUGGUGGUUGAAUCGGAGGGGCUGGAGGCGCGGCGGGCUGCGGUUAGGGCCUGGGGGAACCAGCCGCUCGCGGUGGCGGAUCCGGAGAUUCAUGAGAUGAUGGAGAAGGAGAAGAAGAGGCAGUUCAAAGGAAUUGAAUUGAUUGCUUCGGAGAAUUUCGUGUGUAGAGCUGUGAUGGAGGCUCUGGGGAGUCACUUGACGAAUAAGUAUUCGGAGGGGUUCCCCGGAGGGAGGUAUUACACUGGUAAUCAGAAUAUCGAUCAGAUUGAAUUGCUAUGUUGCGAAAGGGCGUUGGCUGCUUUUAGUCUUGAUCAUGAGAAAUGGGGUGUCAAUGUUCAGCCUUAUUCGUGUACUUCCGCUAAUUUCGCUGUUUACACUGGUCUUUUGCUUCCGAAUGAACGGAUUAUGGGUUUGGAUUCGCCGUCCGGAGGGCACAUGAGUCAUGGCUAUUAUACUCCGAGUGGGAAGAAGGUGUCUGCUGCGUCGAUAUUCUUUGACAGUCUGCCUUAUAAGGUGAACCCCCGAACGGGGCUCAUUGAUUAUGAUAAGCUUGAGGAGAAGGCACUUGAUUAUCGCCCCAAGAUACUUAUUUGCGGUGGGAGUUCGUAUCCCCGGGAGUGGGAUUAUGCCAGGUUUAGGCAUAUUGCUGAUAAAUGUGGAGCUGUGCUGAUGUGUGAUAUGGCUCAUAUCAGUGGUCUUAUAGCAGCCAAGGAGUGUAUGAGUCCUUUUCAGUAUUGUGAUAUUGUUACAUCAACAACACACAAAAGUCUCAGGGGUCCUAGGGGAGGUAUUAUAUUUUACCGGAAAGGUCCAAAAACAAGGAAGCCAGGCAUGCCUCAAUCUAACGGUGAUGGAAAUAACCUGUAUGAUUUUGAGGAAAAGAUAAAUUUCGCAGUUUUCCCAUCACUACAGGGUGGGCCUCACAACAACCAUAUUGCUGCUCUUGCCAUAGCCCUAAAACAAGUGGCUACUCCAGAAUAUAAAGCGUACAUGAAACAGGUCAAGAAAAAUGCACAGUCCUUGGCAAAUGCUUUGUUAAGAAGAAAAUGCAGAUUGGUUACUGGGGGUACUGAUAAUCACUUGUUGCUUUGGGAUCUAACAGCUCUUGGUAUAACAGGGAAGAACUACGAAAAAGUUUGUGAGAUCUGCCUUAUCACCCUCAAUAAAAGUGCUAUAUUUGGUGAUAACGGGGCUUUUUCUCCUGGGGGAGUCAGAAUCGGUACCCCUGCUAUGACUACACGAGGUUGUGUCGAGUCUGAUUUCGAGACAAUUGCCGACUUUCUUCUUAGGGCUGCUCAGAUUACUGUGUCUGUUCAGCGAGAACAUGGAAAAUAUCAGAAAGAAUUUCUUAAAGGUCUCCAGAACAAUAAAGAUAUUGUUGAACUUCGAAGUCGUGUUGAAACAUUUGCAUCCCAAUUUGAAAUGCCAGGAUAUGAUACUUGUUGAACAUGUCACAUCUCAGAUGCAUCACACAAUUUUUUGGUUUCAUUUGUUCUGUCUGUCCAAUUCAUUUCCCUGUAAAUUACAUAGUAAUACUGAUCUGUUGCCGAUUUCCACAAGGUAGUACUAGUCUUUGCCAGCUGAUUAUUUUGUUGUGUAAAUUACAGAAAGCAAAAAAAUCUCUCUAUUUGAUUUAUUUUGGGGUAUCUGGAUUCUAGAU